CUCGCUUUUCUCUUCUUCUUCCUUUCUGUUACCAGUAAAAGCCAAACCACUUUCUCUCUGACCGCCAAGAUCAUUCUUCUAUCUAGGGCCUUCUCUCCGUAUGGAGUCUAUACGGAAGCAAGCCAGUAAGCUCAGGGAGCAAGUCGCAAAGCAGCAGCAGGCUGUAUUGAAACGGUUGGGAACCUUAGGUAAUGAAGCUGUUAUGAUUGAUGAAGCUGAACUUCUGUGCCACCAAAAUCUUCAAGAUUUAUAUAAUUCGACGAGGGCAGCGAAGCAUUUUCAGCGGAGUCUUGUUCGGGGAGUUGAGGCUUUUGUAUCGAUCAGCUCAAAACAAAUGGAAAUAGUGAGAAAGUUAGCCGAGGAUUGCUGCAAAUAUGGAGCUGAAAAUCAAAGCACUAGCACUCCUCUAGUGAUAGCUUCUGAUUACUUCGGUACUUCAUAUAAUUCAAUUGAAGAGGAGAGAGAGAUAUUUCUUAAGAUCCUUGGUGAGCAGGUUGCUGAACCUUUACGGGCGCAAAUAACAGGAGCUCCUUUGGAGGAUGCUCGUCACUUGACUCAUCGUUAUGAUAAACUGCGUCAGGAGGUGGAAGCCCAGGUGGCCGAAGUAUUGAGGCGUCGGCUGAAAUCCAGGGGCUCUGUAUCUGCAGAGAGUUCUCUGAAGCUUCAGAAUGCAGAAGCAAGAUUGACAGAACUUAAAUCUACAACAGUGGCACUUGGGCGAGAAGCAACUGCCGCAAUGUUGUCAGUUGAGGAGCAUCAGCAACAGAUGACUUUCCAUAAGCUUUGUACCAUGGUCGAUGCUGAGAGAUCUUAUCAUCAACAUGCUCUUGCUAUUUUAGACAAGCUACAUUCUGAGAUGAUUCUGGAAAAACUACCAAAAGAAUUCUCAUCACAAUCUGAGAAAAUGGAUCCUGAUACUAAUUCAAAUAGGUCUGAUGAUCAUGGACAACUUUACCAGGAUGACACUUUCUUCAUUGCAAGAGCUAUACACCCGUUUGAUGCUCAAGCAGAUGGAGAGUUGAAUCUAGCAAUUGAUGAUUAUGUUGUGGUUCGUCAGGUGGGCCCUAAUGGGUGGUCUGAAGGAGAAUGUAAUGGCAAGGCCGGAUGGUUUCCAUCUGCAUAUAUAGAGAGGCAGGAGAAAGCCCCUUCGGCCAAAUUAAUGUAAUUACAAUUUCAUUCCCACACCUCCUAUAUAAAUAUUUUUUCGGAUAUGAACCUACUAUAUAAACUUGGUAUAAACUGUAUAUACCAAUAUUUUUAAUGUAUAAUAAUAGUUUUAUUUGGAUGAGGUACUUGGCUCUUUCAGCUAGCCUAGCAUGGUGCUGUGCAGAAAAAACAAAUGAUAUUUUUAGUGUAAUAGUGAUGUGAUGUAAUGUGCGGAUGUAUCAUGGAUUUUUAUUUAAAACAUAAUAUAUAUUUUUUACUAUGGCCAUUCAAA
Prunus mume (Japanese apricot) is the source of this 1438-nucleotide messenger RNA. Its product is annotated as SH3 domain-containing protein 1. Lineage: Eukaryota; Viridiplantae; Streptophyta; Magnoliopsida; Rosales; Rosaceae. The record is from RefSeq and is a predicted model, not a curated record. Gene Ontology annotation, molecular function: protein binding.